CUUAAAAAUAAUUUGUCAAUCAAAAACCUUCUGCUAUUUUUAUUCUAUUACAGAAAGCAACAAAAUUCCUGAAUUGACAUUAAUUUAUUUUCAACACCCAUGGGUGCCUAGUGGCUUUAGGUUGAGGUGACAUUCAAUUUGGGUGUUUCAGUAUAUCUUUCAAUAUCCUUAUGCUUUAUUUUUUCUUUGUUCAUUCUUUAUGAUUAUUUUCCUUUAUAUUUUAUUCAUGAUGGCUGUCAUGGAUUCAAUUUAAAAUUUUGAGAACUGGGUAUUUAUUCCCUUGACUUCCCCUGAAAAACCCAAUUCACAUUUUGGGGUUUUAUUGUUUGAUUGAUCCUUUGAUCCUAUUUUGGGGGUUCUCAAGUCAAAGUCUUCAACUUGUGGUGAGUUCUGAAUCUUCUGAUUGAUGUGUGAGUGUUUUACACAGUGUGGGAGUAAUUAGAGGGCAUGGAUUGGGACUGGAAAGAGUUUGCUUGGGAUCCAUCUGGGUUGGAGCUAGCUAUUGGUGGCUUGGAAGGGCAAAAGAAUGAAGAAGCUACAGUGGAUUUGAGGCUUGGUGAGGGUUCUGAUUCAGUGGAAAAAUCAGCCCCAGAUACACCAAAGGAUCCAGAAGAAUCAAAAGCUAUGUCAUCAUCACCUUCUGGAUCAUCAAAACGAUCCCGUCUGCAUAAUGGAUCGCUGAAUAUGGCUUGCUCGGUUGAUGGAUGCACUUCUGACCUCAGUGAUUGCAGAGAGUAUCAUCGGCGCCACAGGGUCUGCGAAAAGCAUUCCAAAACCCCUGUUGUGUUGGUAGGGGGGAAGCAGCAGCGGUUCUGCCAGCAAUGCAGCAGGUUUCACUCACUCGGGGAGUUUGAUGAUGUUAAAAGGAGUUGCAGGAAACGUCUUGAUGGACAUAACAGACGUAGGAGGAAGCCACCGCCCCCAUCUCUUUUCAUGGCUGCUGAGAAAUUCAUGUACAAUUACAAAGGACCAAGAAUCCUGCACUUUGGUAGCCCUCAGGCAUAUGCAAACACCAUAAUGAGAAACAUGUGGCCUACCCCUACCAAAACGGAAGCUGAAUCUGGUUAUGAUCAUCACCGGCUUCUGUAUCGAAUCGACAAGCACAGACAGGAUAAGGGACAUCCUGAUCUUUGGCAAGAAAAUGUCCCAAAAGCUGGAAUUGGUAGUGAAGCAAUGCAUGGAACUACCAUCUCUCAGCCUAACCUUGGUGCUCCCAAUAUUGCCCCAUCUGCAAGUGGAAAGGGCAAUAGGAAGCUCUCUUCAGACGGCAAACCUGGAUCUUUCGACUCAGGUUGUGCUCUCUAUCUUCUGUCAACACUUCAAUCACAAAGUCCAGAGUUGAGUUUGGUGCAGUCCAGCAUCACCUGUCCAGCGCAGUCUCCUUCAGGAUCUUUGGAUUUCGGCGCCGUGAACGAGUACUCGGGCUUGGGUAAGGCGAAAGAUAAGCCUCCUGGUCCAGUAUUUGUUCUGGAUGCAAACACAACCAACCUUCAUUGCAAUGGAAUGCUGCAAACGGGGCCUGAUGGAUUGGUGGAAAAUGAGGACUCACUCACCCUUCCUUUUGUCUGGGAGUAGGUUGUGAGUGGAGUUGUGUCUUUGGUAAAUUUAUGGAGUUGUUGGUCUUCAAAAUAGAAUCUUGUACUCCAAUAAUUAAGCUUAGACUUGUUGAAGCUUUCAGGGGUCGUUGUUCCCUUCAACUCUAAUUUAUAGCUAUGUUUGGGUCAACUUAUCUUUCUCGGGAUCAAAUCUAGCACUCAAAAGCUACUCAUGGAAGCUUCUCUCAGACUUGAUUUUAGCUCUAAAAUCAUCUGUAGAAGGAUUUCAAAAUAUGCUAAUAGAAGCAUAAUUGAUUUUGUGAUGCGUUUGGAUCAGCGUUGUCAAAAUCAAUUUUGAAUUGAAUUUUUUGGUGAAUGGGAGACUUUUUUGAAUUGAA
Molecule: messenger RNA, 1933 nt
Organism: Lotus japonicus
Lineage: Eukaryota; Viridiplantae; Streptophyta; Magnoliopsida; Fabales; Fabaceae
Product: squamosa promoter-binding-like protein 16
Exons: 3
Coding region: 448-1575 (375 amino acids)
Cellular component (GO): nucleus
Molecular function (GO): DNA binding
Source: RefSeq, a predicted model, not a curated record